AUGUAUCAGCAAGUGAUUCAGUUUGGAUAUCCGCAAUUUCUCGCCAUUAUGAGAAAUGGUAAGCCAUUUGUAAUAAGAAAAAAUGGUUUACACGAGCAGUGGUACAGUGUCACUCACCUCAGAUAUGACAUUGCCAAAUUACUUUUCACAGAUACUGAUGACAGAGAUUAUAAUUAUGUUGAGAGUGACGUAGAAUUGUAUGAAUUGAUUGUUGUAUUUACAUUUGGGUUUAAGUGUAGGAAGGUCUGGUUUGACGGCAGAUUAUGCUGGACAAUGCCGUCUAAUGCUAAGGAAUUUCCAAAAUAUUUAGCGUUUCACCUAAGAUAUAAUCAAAUGUAUCUUAUGUUCUCCAAAUUGAGGAUGGAGAGGUUAGAUUUGGAGAAUCCUCAGGUCGAUGCUGGUGUAAUUGAGCGUCCCGUGUCUCUAAAGAGAACAGUUCAAUGUGACAAUAGAAUAGUUAAAGAGGCUAAAAGAGUGUGUAAAAGGAAGUCAAAAAUGGCUAAAACUGUUAUAGAGCCCGGUAUAGGGGAGGUUGACGGUGGCUCCACAAGCCUCAAUAUGCCCAGGCAAACUGAACCACCCAGGAUUGAGCCUAUAGAGCAGCAAUCUGAAAAUUGUUCAAUACCUCAAGAAAUGACAUUAGAAAGUUGUUAUUUACCCAGUGAAGGGGUUAGAAUUGAUGUGCUGGGCAAGAAUGACAGGGAGAUACUAAGGCUGUUUCAGGAAAACUGGCACAAAAUUAUCUUAUGUAACGGGUAUAAUUCUACUACUAAUAAUAACAUUUAUCGUUACAAGCUUGAUAAAAAGUUCCUGAGCAAGAGAUUUAGAAGGAAUUGUGUCAGAGAACUUAUUGAAUCAAUUGACUUCUACAAGGAACAGAAGAUUAUAGUCUUGGGAACUCUCACCAAGUUUAAUCUGUACAAACUAGAAAACAAUGAGUGGACCAAGAAAGAGUAUGAGAUUCCUCAGAUAAAACUGCGCGGAAGGGGAAAUUCCAGAAGAUCUGCUACAUUGUCCAGUGACCAGUAUACUAUUGAGUUAAGUAUGGCAGGAGAUACAAUUCUCUUGGUAUAUAGAGUAAACGAGGGUAUGAAAUGUGUCAGGGUAAAGCUAGGAAAUCGUCUCGUAUGGAAGAAUAAUAAUAAAGACCUAUACUUUAUCAAGACUUUGGUGUACAACCUUACAGAUGGCGGUAUAUUGGUGGAGACUAACAUCUUAAUCAAGUGUACAAAGGUGAAUAAUAAAUGGGUUAACAAACAUCAAAUUCCGUUUUAUUUAAAGCAUUACGCUGAGGACUUGGGUGGGUUAAUUCCAAUUUACAUGGACAGUCUGAUUCAAGAAACUAAUAGACACAAAUACUUACUUGAGUAUCAAAAUGUGAACUUUGACCUUAUCAAGUACCGUGAGAACAUUGUUUGGAGGCGUAAUUUAGGAAAACCCCUGCCAAAGAGCUUAAGACUUUAUGGUCACAGUUCUUUCUUCAAGUUUAUCUUUGGAUUUGAUGGUAAAUUUAUAGAAUAUAAACUACAAGGGAAUAGACUGACUGAGGAACACUAUCCAAUUCCACCAAUCAGACUACUCACUGAAGAUCUGGGUAACGUUGUCACACUAAGUUCUGAAGAUUAUAGUAUGCAAUUUUGUCCAUUUAAACGUCCUAGAUUUGUUUAUACUCUCAAGAAUGGAGUGUGUACCCUUGUUAAAUAUGCUGAUAGAGUAAUUUGGAACCGUAAUCCCGGCGAGAAACCACUCUACAUUGUUUAUAGUCAAGAAACUGGAAGAAUUGAAGUUAUUUUCGAGGACAAAAUUCUAUUUGCCAAUUCAAAAAAUCCCAACUCUAUUGUACAAACCAUCAAAAUUCCUCCUGAGCUAACCUUACACAAGAGAAAUGAACAGGGCGAAACUGUACAACUCAGUCCUCUAGAGUACAGAGUACAGACAUUUUAUAAAUCUGGAUUGAGAUACACGCGUAACAAUGACGUCAUUUGCACUGAAGUUAGACAUAAUAACAGAGUAGUCUGGAGCCACACUGAUGGAGACCACAAACCCUUUUCAUUCAUCUACCGCUAUCAAAGAUUUAAGAAAAUUACCGUCAAGUUCCACUAUAAACCUUCAAUACAGUAUCAACUUCAAGAAGAUCAAUGGACUCUUAACUCUUAA
This is a messenger RNA of Theileria parva strain Muguga, 2157 nucleotides long. RefSeq lists its product as uncharacterized. NCBI's taxonomy places the organism in Eukaryota, Apicomplexa, Aconoidasida, Piroplasmida, Theileriidae. Bases 1 to 2157 code for a protein of 718 amino acids. The record is from RefSeq and is a predicted model, not a curated record. The transcript has a single exon.